Nylanderia fulva is the source of this 6831-nucleotide messenger RNA. NCBI's taxonomy places the organism in Eukaryota, Metazoa, Arthropoda, Insecta, Hymenoptera, Formicidae. The record is from RefSeq and is a predicted model, not a curated record.
CGGCGUGGAAGAAAGAUGAGAUACGAGAUGAAAAGACGGGGUGCAGCUGCUAUAGUAACGUCCGCGAGCGGGCACGGCUUCGACGCGCAUUUACGCGGCCCUAGUUUCGUGCUGGAACCGCCAUCGAGGAUCGAAUUCUCGAAUUCCAGCGGCGCCUGGUUGGAUUGCACGGCCUCCGGAAGUCCGCCGCCCAACAUCGACUGGUCCACCGCGGACGGGCAUCCGGUGAACGAUGUGUCGGGCGUGCGGAGAGUGCUCAGAAAUGGUACUCUGGUGCUUCUGCCGUUUCCGGCCGCGGCCUAUCGACAGGACGUUCAUAGCGCCGCGUACAGAUGCGUGGCGAGCAAUCCGGUCGGCAGAGUGCUCAGUCGCGAUGUACAAGUCAGAGCAGUGGUGGCUCAAGCAUACAAAGUCGACGUGGAGGUGACAGGGGGAGCAUCGAGGGGAUGUACCGCGAUAUUACGCUGCAUCAUACCUAGCUAUGUCAAAGAUUUGGUGCGCGUCGUAUCUUGGCUACAUGAGCCUUCGUCCUACAUAUAUCCCUCGCUACAAGGAGAUGGCAAGUUCCACCUGCUUCCCACGGGAGAGCUUCUGGUACACAGCCUCGAGUUCAGCGACCAGCUGAACGGCUAUAGAUGCCGUACGAUGCACCGUCUCACGAGACAAGUGGUCGUUAGCACUAUGGCCAACAUUAGGAUAGCAGAUCACAGAGGCGUAAUGCCUCCCGUGAUACUCGAAAACUCCGGCGUCGUUCAUGUCGCCCAAGACGAAUCUACGUCAUUAGUCUGCGUGGCACAAGCCUGCCCUUCGCCGGAAUAUCGGUGGUACGCACAAACAGGUGCAGAACCAAUGUUGGUACUUUCCGGACCCAGAACUAGAUUACUUGGUUCUGUACUGGCCAUCGAGGCAGUAACAUUAGAGGACAGCGGUGUAUAUCGCUGUUCUGCUUCCAAUCCUGGUGGAGAAGCGAGUGCCGAAAUAAGGUUAAUCGUGACGGCGCCUCUUCACGUGGAAGUGACACCUCCGUUGCUCAGCGUUCACUUAGGAGGCAACGCCGAGUUCAGAUGCGAGGUCGGCACACAUCCGCAAGCUGGACCGCACUUUAUCACGUGGUACAAGGACGGUAGGCAACUCCCAGGGUCGGGAAGGCAAUCGGAAUUACUCAGGCUCAACGGAAUCGGGAGGGAUGAUCGCGGGAUGUAUCAGUGCAUUGUGAGAAAAUCGGAAGGGGAUACAGCUCAAGCGUCGGCGGAGCUUCAAUUAGGCGACGCGCCGCCGGUUCUCCUAUACUCGUUCAUCGAGCAGACACUCCAGCCAGGACCCGCCGUAUCCUUAAAAUGUUCCGCCGCAGGAAACCCAACACCGCAGGUAUCAUGGGCGUUGGACGGUUUUCCCUUACCGACUAAUGGAAGAUUCGUCAUUGGUCAAUACGUAACGGUGCACGGCGACGUCAUAUCCCACGUCAAUAUAAGCCACGUUAUGGUGGAGGACGGAGGCGAAUAUUCCUGCACCGCCGAAAAUCGCGCGGGAAAAGUGACACAUGCUGCGCGACUAAAUGUUUACGGACUUCCAUACAUACGUCUGAUCCCGAAAGUGACCGCCGUCGCCGGCGAGACUCUCCGUUUGAAGUGUCCCGUGGCCGGAUACCCGAUCGAGGAGAUCAGAUGGGAGAGAGGGAAUCGCGAAUUACCGGACGAUCUACGUCAGAAGGUACUUCGAGACGGCACCCUGAUGAUCAGCAGCGUGCAGAAGAGCGGCGACGCCGGCGUUUACACCUGUUGGGCGAGGAACAAGCAGGGCCACAGCGCCAGGAGAUCCGGAGACGUCGCAGUGAUUGUUCCCCCCAAAAUUAGCCCGUUCACGGCAGAUCGCGACCUGCACCUCGGCGAACGUACCACCCUGACGUGCUCGGUGACUAGAGGCGAUCUGCCGCUGUCCAUCACGUGGCUCAAAGACGGACGCUCGAUGGGGCCGUCGGAGCGCGUCACUGUCACCAAUGUGGACCAGUACAAUAGCAUACUGAUGAUUGAAAGUUUAUCUCCAGAUCACAAUGGCAACUACUCGUGCGUGGCCCGUAAUGUGGCCGCAGAGGUAUCGCACACGCAGCGGCUUGUGGUUCAUGUGCCACCCAGAUGGAUCGUCGAGCCCAUCGACGUCAGCGUCGAGAGGAAUCGCCACGUUGCCUUGCACUGUCAAGCGCAGGGCGUCCCGACGCCGACGAUUGUUUGGAAGAAAGCCACCGGAAGCAAAGCUGGUGACUACGAGGAGUUGCGUGAAAGAACGUAUACUAAAAUUCUCAGCAACGGCACGCUAUUGCUGCAACAUGUGAAAGAAGACAGAGAAGGUUUCUAUCUGUGCCACGCGAGCAACGGCAUAGGAAGUGGACUAGGCAAGGUCGUCCAAUUAAAAGUCAAUUCAUCUCCGUAUUUCGCGGCGCCGUCGCGGCUCGUAACCGUAAAGAAGGGAGACACGGCGACGUUACACUGUGAGGUACACGGCGAUAAGCCGGUUACAGUUACCUGGUUGAAAGGCGGCAAAAGCGAGCUUAAUCCGUCGACGAAUUACCGCGUCACGGUGAAGCAGGAAGUAACACCGGAUGGUAUCAUUGCGCAAUUGCAAAUCUCGUCGGCGGAAGCCGCCGACAGCGGUGCGUAUUUUUGCCAGGCGAACAAUCUUUACGGCCGCGAUCAGCAGCUGGUGCAACUCCUCGUCCAAGAGCCACCACAACCGCCGAACGCCCUAGAAACUGCCAUGGUGGCGAGUCGUAGCAUUAACGUUAAGUGGCAACAUAAGUCGCAGGACACUAGCGAGGUCACUAAGUACAUUCUUCAGUACAAAGAGGGCGAAGGCGGAAUGUGGCAGCAACAAGAGUUUACCGGACCACCAUUGCCAUAUGCUGCAUUAAUCGAUGACCUGAAACCAGCCACGAGAUAUACCGUACGCGUAAUAGCGGAAGGUCCAGCGGGUCGAUCUGUCCCUUCGGCGGAACUUGUUGUCAGGACUGAACCACAAAGACCAGCUGGUCCGCCGAUGAAUCUCGCAGCGAGAGCUCUUUCCUCGUCUGAGAUUCUUGUCACUUGGUCACCGCCGUUGUCGGAACUUCGUCACGGUGACAUACAAGGUUUCAACGUUGGUUACAAAGAGACUAGCUCAAACAAUCCAUCGUACAACUUCAGCUCCGUAUCGGGUGACGGAGAGGAAGGUGGCGGAGAACUUCGACUUACAGGUCUCAGGCCUUACACUAGAUACACCAUAGUUGUUCAAGCUUACAAUCAGGUUGGACCGGGACCUUUGUGCGAACCAUUGCUUACGCAGACGCUGGAAGACGUUCCCAGCAUGCCACCAGACGAUGUAAGAUGCGCGGCGCUCACUUCUCAAUCUUUGCAAGUGUCUUGGCAACCUCCGCCCAACACGCACAGCAACGGCAUUAUUCAAGGUUACAAAUUAAAUUAUGAACCAAUUUUGGCGGAUGCGUGGCGAGGAGUGGAUGAGAUGGAGGUUCGUAAGACGAGCGCUCUAACGACAGUUCUGACUGGACUUAGGCGAUACACUAAUUACACCAUCCAAGUUUUGGCUUACACGAGAAUCGGCGAUGGCAUAUCUUCCACAACAAUUUAUUGUCAAACAGAGGAAGACGUGCCAGGCAGUCCGGCUGAUAUCAAAGUUGUCGUAAGCUCGCCGCAAGCUCUCUUCAUCUCAUGGCUACCUCCACUUGAACCGAAUGGAGCGAUUACGAAAUACAAUCUUUAUACAAGAGUCGUUGACGGACGCGAAGAACUCAAUCACGGCAAGAAGACGUUACCGGCCACGAGCACAUAUUUCGAGGCGACCGAUCUGCAACAACACGUGGAGUAUCAAUUUUGGGUAACCGGUAGUACCCGGAUGGGCGAAGGUCAGAGUUCGAGGGUGGCGGCGCAGGUGCCGACGAAUCGAGUGCCAGCCAGGAUCACGUCUUUCGGCGGGCACGUGGUGCGUCCGUGGCGGGGUUCGGCUACUUUGACGUGUAACGCGGUCGGGGAUCCGACGAGGGAAUGGUACAAGGGUACCACGGAGCAGAUGCGCACCGAUUCUGCCAGAAACAUGCAGAUCUUGACGACCGGAGAGCUUGUCUUGUCGAAUCUUCAGUCGCAGGACAGCGGAAAUUAUACCUGUCAGGUGGAGAACUCGCAAGGCAGCGACAAACUGCAUUACACUCUCACGGUGCAAGUUCCACCCAGCGCUCCCGUAUUAUACGUAACCAGUUCUACGUCGAGUAGUGUAUUAUUGCAUUGGAAAUCCGAACACAACGGUGGUGCGCCGUUGACGGGCUACACGCUAUAUUAUCGAACUACUCACGGUACCCUUGAUGAGUUACAAUUAUCUCGCCACGCUACCAACCACGAAUUGAAGGGGCUCCUGUGCGGGAACACGUAUCAGUUGUAUCUGACGUCGCACAAUAAGAUCGGCAGUAGUCCAUCAUCGGUGCUCUCGGUUCGAACUCAAGGUCAAGCUCCGGGUAUCCCACCAGCGGCCGCCUUUCUCAGUCCGAACUCCACUACUUUGGUGCUACGAUUGCACGUUUGGCCCGAUAACGGAUGUCCCAUAAAAUAUUUUAUUAUUCAAUAUAGACCUAUAAAUGAGUUUCACUGGACUCUGGUGUCGAAUAACGUCAAGAUGCAACGACGUUUCGUUGUGACGAACUUAACACCCAGCUCGGUCUAUCAGCUCAAGAUCGAAGCCCACAACGUGGCCGGUAGUAAUCAAGCAGAGUUUACGUUCGUGACGUUGACGAAGGAAGGUGAAUCACCGCCUCCAGAACUGUCAAAGCGCGGGAUGACGUCGGUUAUGCCGUUUUAUGCGGAUGUUAAAGUGAUCCUUCCGUUAAUCGUGGCUACUAUCGCGUUGGUCGCCGCAGCAAUAAUCGUCGCCUUUCGUUGGAAGAAUAGAUAUUUAGGGGGUCAAGUGCAACGGCCGAUGAAGGAAUCGCAAGAGAAUCAACAAAAUGCCGAAACGCAACGAGAGCGUUACUAUGCCACGAUACACAAAGUGGCUCUGCAACAAGCGGCGAAUACGGGGGCUGGGCCCGACAAGAUUCCAGGUGAACCUUUGUUUCGAUCUGGACAACUGCCAGAGACAGCGGAGGACAUUUCGCCGUACGCUACGUUCCAGCUUUCGGAGGGUGGCGGGGGAAGCCUGGCAGGGUUGGGCGCAUUGGGAGGACUGGGAGGCGCGGCGGAGGCCACAGCGGCCGGUCUUCAUCCGAACAAUACUCUUCUACACAGCUUUAUGUAUCACGAGCACGCCAUGACCGAAGGAUGCGCGAGUCCUCCACCGGCAGCAACGAGCAUGAAGAGCGUCUCGUCGAGAAGGCGACAGCAGAGAAAGCAACACACUCCGGGCGAUGUCGAGAGCGACGAGAGCGAGUCUGACCCGGAUCAGCUGAUAAGCUCGCGGACGGAGUCAUCGAAUCAACUGGACGCUGGCAAAUUAAAACAUAUUCGCGCGGUUUCGGAUUUCAUCUAUCACGGCACGUCGAGCACCUCCUCGGACAUUUCUCCCAUGUCCGAACAGAAGUCACUGCCACGAAGGGGGAGAUCAAGAUGGCAUGUUCCCAGCAGGAGCUCUCUACGCACCCUUCUGCCGCCGAUUUCGGUCGCGGAGACCGCGUUCGUCGGCAAUCAGGGGGUUGUGCCUAUGCCGGGAAACGGGGACCGGCCGGAGCUCAGCGAGGCCGAGUGCGACAUUGAUUCUCUGAAGAAGUUGAAACUUGGCCUGAGGAGCUCCUUGUGGUCACGGCCGAGUACUCAGAACAAUCCCUCGUCGGAUUACUCCAUCGCCGUCUAAUCUGUACCACGGUAUCACUCUCUUCCAUUGUAGGGACACCCUUCUUCUUCCUUACCCUACUUCCUUUCUCAACCCCUUGGUCCAAAGAUUAGGUAAAUUGAUCUUUCCUUCUCAUUUCUCUCGUCGAGAUUUCCCUUGUGGUUACUGGUAGAACUACUCGACUGCCACGAGCACAUUUCUCUCUGUCGAUAGAUAAAUUGCAUUCUACUCGUUAACGACGAUUAAUAGGGAGAGGCGUGCAUAAAUAAGAUUGUAAAGAAGAUUAAAGCAACGAGGUGGACGAAUAUAGAAGAACAGAGCUGAAUAAAAAGCAAAGAUCAUUUCUUGACAUAUUAAAAGAAGCUCUCUUAAACUACCCUACAGUGUUUUUAAACUAAUAUCUCUCAUAAAUAUAAUUCAUAAUUUAUAAAAAAGAUUUUAUAUUUCUCGCAGAUAUUAUAUCAGCUUUUCUAACAUUUAAUUAAUAAUAUACAGCUAUAUGACAGAAAGUCAUGCGAAACUAUAGAACUGUGCUUCUAUAAAUGUGUUCCCUCGUUGAUCGAGUCGAGAAAAAUUAGUCGAAAGUAUCUAAAAGUGCGUGCGUCUCCUCUUCCUUGUCCGUGACGCGACGCGUAAAAUGGAGUGCAUAGAUUGCGUGAAUGAGUCCGAGUCCGAGUGCGUGGAUGAUUGUCGAAUCGCGUGUGCGAAUGCGUGCCAAAACGACAAUUUGCUCAGACCGCUGCGAGUUGUUCGCCAGCGGACGAUCCAUUCGAGACCAAAGACUUAAUCGUAUGAACAGAGCACAGAAGAAUCCCUCGCGCAUCGUGAACAAGUACAGUGGCAGGCUACAUUUGCUUCUGUUUCGAGCUAACAUUUAUCAAAAAAAAAAUCUUUCUUUAUUUGCGUAUAAUUUAUCGUGUUAAUUUUAUGCCACUUUUCGUAUUCGUAUCUCUUUACAUUUUUCUAAUAACUUCUAAUUAUGAUAUAUAAUAUUGAUUGCUACACGUUUUAUUUCUUUUUUCUUUCUCU